Molecule: messenger RNA, 744 nt
Organism: Penicillium soppii
Lineage: Eukaryota; Fungi; Ascomycota; Eurotiomycetes; Eurotiales; Aspergillaceae
Gene: derA
Product: putative ER-associated proteolytic system protein Der1
Exons: 1
Coding region: 1-744 (247 amino acids)
Biological process (GO): endoplasmic reticulum unfolded protein response
Cellular component (GO): endoplasmic reticulum membrane; Hrd1p ubiquitin ligase ERAD-L complex
Molecular function (GO): ubiquitin-specific protease binding; misfolded protein binding
Source: RefSeq, a predicted model, not a curated record
AUGGCUGCCAUCUGGGAAAACAAUGGCCAAGGUCAAUUCCCGCUCGAACAAUGGUUCUAUGAAAUGCCACCCGUCACUCGAUGGUGGACAGUCGCAACCGUAGCGACAUCGGUGCUAGUACAAUGUCACAUCGUGACACCAUUCCAACUCUUCUACAGCUUUCGCUCCGUCUACAUCAAGUCACAAUACUGGCGGCUCCUCACAACGUUCCUCUAUUUCGGCCCGUUGAACCUCGACCUACUAUACCACGUCUUCUUCCUCCAGCGAUACUCCCGACUUCUGGAGGAAUCCUCCGGCCGUUCACCCGCCAACUUCACAUGGCUAGUAUUCUACGCUAUUACAUCGUUGCUCGUCAUCUCGCCUUUCCUGUCAAUACCGUUCCUAGGCAGCGCGCUGUGCUCAAGUCUGGUUUAUAUCUGGGCGCGGCGCAACCCAGACACCCGCCUAAGUUUCCUUGGUUUGCUGGUGUUCACCGCUCCGUACCUGCCUUGGGUCUUGAUGGCGUUUAGUGUGGUUGUUCAUCAGAUUAUCCCCAAGGAUGAGAUUCUCGGCGUUGUCGUCGGUCAUGUCUGGUACUUCUUUAAUGAUGUCUACCCGCCUCUGCAUGAUGGCCACCGGCCAUUUGACCCACCUCGCUGGUGGCGUCGCGUAUUUGAUCCCGCACCUCAAUCUAAUGUGCGUGCGACGGAUGCAACUAACGUGAACCGUGAAUUCGCUGCUGCUGCGGCGCCUGAGGUUCAAUAG